CAUGAUUCUUCUUGAGCCGCACAAUGUCAUCAUACAAACAACCAUCUUGGAGAAACUGCAGAGACCAGGGAACGUGGAUGUCGUCUUCGUUGACUACGACAAUGUUCGAUUUCAUCUGUCCACCCCGGAACGCAAGACCUCCCUCCUCCUUUCGAUGAACAUCCGGUGCUGGGAUGAACUUGUGCAACAUGGAGCCCUUGAGGUCUUGAAGCGAGAAUACGGGAGUCUCUUGUCGAGCCAGGUCGAGCCAGAUUACAAUGUCAGCUUGGUGAUCGAUCUUGAGCAGGUUCCAAGUGAUGCAGAAUCUCGGGAGGCCUUUGUAACAUCACUUUCAUUGCUUAAGCGUAAUGCUCUUGCGGCACCCUUUGAACGCGGAUUUGCAACUCAGAAGCGAUUGGAGUCUUCAGGAGGACAAGGAGAACUGAUGCAGGUUCACUACCGAGAUGAAGAGGCGAUGUUCAUCCAGGCGGCACCUGAUCGUGUCACUGUAAUAUUUUCUACUGUCUUCAGAGAAGAGACAGAUAGGAUUUUCGGCAAAGUGUUCUUACAGGAAUUCGUCGAUGCCAGGCGCCAACCUUCCAUCCAAAACGCACCGCAAGUUUUGUAUUCAAACCGUGAUCCUCCCUUGGAAAUUCGUCAUGUUCCUGGCCUUCGAAACAGCGAAGAUAUUGGCUAUGUUACCUUCGUUCUAUUCCCUCGCCACUUCGCCAACCCGUCUGUUCAAGCGGCUACUAUUUCGCAUAUUCAACUGUUCCGCGAUUACUUGCACUACCACAUCAAGUGCUCAAAGGCAUACAUGCACUCCAGGAUGCGACAUCGCGUCACUGAGUUCCAGAAGGUCCUCAACAGGGCGAAGACGGAAGUGGCAACGACAGAAAGGAAAACGGCCAGUGGAAGGACAAUGGUCAGCCGCUG
Messenger RNA from Cyclocybe aegerita, 915 nucleotides. The record is from the annotation of a GenBank genome assembly. Lineage: Eukaryota; Fungi; Basidiomycota; Agaricomycetes; Agaricales; Hemipholiotaceae.